AUGUCAACACUGGCCGGCAAGGUUGCUCUGAUCAGCGGCUCCUCGGCGGGUUUAGGCGCCGCCAUCGCCCGGGAGCUGUUCAGCCGCGGGGCGUCUGUGGUCAUCAACUAUCCCAACCAAAGUGAGAAGGCCAACGCAGACAAUGUUCUCAAGAGCCUUGGCGAACCCAGCCGAGCUGUCGCUGUAGAAGCAGACCUUUCAACGCCAGAGGGGCCACGGGUGCUUGCUGAUGCGGCGGCCAAGGCCUUUGGCAAGAUGGACAUCCUGGUCAACAGCGCUGGCAUCAACCGUCCGACGUUUCUCGACGAUCCUGACGACGCAAAGGUCGAAAAGACGUGGCAUGAUAUUGUCUACCUCAACGCCAGAGGCGUCUUCUUCCUGACCCGCGCCGUCCUCAAGCACCUUUCACACGAGAACUCGCGCAUCAUCAACAUCGGCAGCUCCGUGUCCCGCACACCGGGGCCGGAAUCAAGCAUUUAUGCCGGAACCAAGGGGCUCGUCGAGGUCUACACCCAGUGCUGGGCGUCGGAGCUCCCUCGCAAGUACGGAUGCACCGUCAACGCCGUGGCCCCCGGCCCUGUCGGCACAGAUGCCUUUCUCGCUGCUCCCAGCGCCGUCAGAGAGGCACUGCAGCCGAUGAUUGACGCUACACCUGUCGCUGCGCGUGUGGGUACACCUGAGGAGAUUGCAUGGGUUGUUGCAACCUUGGCUGAGGAGAAGGCGGGUUGGAUCAACGGCGCGUAUAUCCCCGUCAGUGGUGGAUCCAGCAUAUUCUAG
Messenger RNA from Fusarium vanettenii 77-13-4, 777 nucleotides. RefSeq lists its product as uncharacterized. NCBI's taxonomy places the organism in Eukaryota, Fungi, Ascomycota, Sordariomycetes, Hypocreales, Nectriaceae. The coding region runs from base 1 to 777 and encodes 258 amino acids. The record is from RefSeq and is a predicted model, not a curated record. The transcript has a single exon.